UCAUAGAGAGAAGAGCACAGAGAAACAUAUAGGGGAAAAUGGGUCACCACUCUUGCUGCAAUCAACAAAAGGUUAAGAGAGGGCUUUGGUCUCCUGAGGAAGAUGAGAAACUCAUCAGAUACAUUACCACACAUGGCUAUGGCUGCUGGAGUGAAGUCCCUGAGAAAGCUGGUCUGCAACGGUGCGGCAAGAGUUGUCGCCUGAGAUGGAUUAAUUAUUUGAGGCCUGAUAUUAGAAGAGGCAGAUUCACUCCAGAAGAGGAGAAGUUAAUUAUAAGCCUUCAUGGCGUCGUAGGCAACAGGUGGGCUCACAUUGCAAGCCACUUGCCUGGAAGAACUGACAACGAGAUAAAGAACUAUUGGAAUUCGUGGAUCAAAAAGAAAAUAAGAAAGCCUUCGGUGUCUUCAACCGCCACUGCACAAAGCAGCGUGGAUCACCAUCAGCAUCCACAAUAUAACUUUAAUAAUCCCAGCCAAUUAGACUUUGCAAACCAAGAUAAUCUAACCGCAAAGCCCCAACCAGUUCAAGACACUAUAUUUUCCUCCACAUGCCCCUUAUUUAUGUUUGACAUUAGCUCUUUAGAUAGUUCUGCAACAACGAUGACGACAGUACUGGACAACAACAAUAAUAAUGCAAGACCAGAAAUGUUAAUCCACCAGCAAGAUGCUGGCAUGGGUUUAAGCACAGAAACAUGGAAUCUGAGCCACCAUCAAAUUCAAGCCUUUCCUCCUCCAUCGUCAGCAGCUUUCACUGCAGCUUCAGGAAUGAUCGCUUCCAAUUAUCUGCCACCAUUGAUAGAGAACGUGGACAAUAUGAUGCAGAAUAUUCAUGAAGUGCAAUCUUGCAGCAUGGACGACGGAGAGAUGGCACUAGAGUGCUUGCAGAGGCAUGAGUUGAACGAGUGGGUGGACACGCAGCAACACUGUCCUAACUUUAUUUUCUGGGAAAAUGUGGAAGGACAGCUUGGUGGGGAAGACAUGGCACCGAAUUCUUCAAACUUGGGGACAGCUACACUUUCUUCUUUUCCUUCGUCCUUAGGUUUACUCAUUUCUGGGCGAAGGGAUAAAGCAGGCGAGAAGAGUACUCACAGGGUCUUGUGUUGCUGCCGCCUCCGCCUACUCUUCCACCUCGCAACCAUGAUUAUUCCUGAGAAGAACCGUCGUGAGAUCUGCAAAUACCUCUUCAAAGAGGGAGUUUGCUAUGCAAAGAAGGACUUCAAUAUGCCUAAGCACCCCGAGAUUGACGUGCCGAAUCUGCAAGUCAUUAAACUGAUGCAGAGCUUUAAGUCCAAGGAGUACGUGCGUGAGACAUUUGCUUGGAUGCACUACUACUGGUACCUCACUAACGAUGGCAUUGAGUUCCUUAGAACUUACCUCAAUCUUCCUUCCGAAAUCGUGCCUGCUACUUUGAAGAAACAAGCUAAACCAGUUGGUAGACCAUUUGGUGGCCCCCCUGGUGAUCGUCCAAGGGGCCCACCUCGUUUUGAAGGAGAACGUAGGUUUGGUGAUCGUGAUGGAUACCGUGGAGGUCCCCGAGGACCUGGUGGCGACUUUGGAGACAAGGGUGGAGCUCCUGCUGACUACAGGCCUUCAUUUGGGGGUUCUGGAGGAAGGUCUGGAUUUGGUCGCGGUGCUGGUGGCUUUGGAGCACCAACAAACUCAAAUCUUUCUUAAGUGUAGUGAUUUUUGUUUACCGUUUUUGCAGUUAAAUGUCAAGACAAAUAUGUAUGUCGUUUUAGUCAAGGCACUACACUAGAUACCCCUCCAUUCCUUUUCAUCUUUAUAUUUAGCGGUGCAAUGAAGUUUUUGGAUUUUGAGUGUUUUUGAUAAA
Molecule: messenger RNA, 1830 nt
Organism: Prosopis cineraria
Lineage: Eukaryota; Viridiplantae; Streptophyta; Magnoliopsida; Fabales; Fabaceae
Product: transcription factor MYB60-like
Exons: 8
Coding region: 39-1673 (544 amino acids)
Source: RefSeq, a predicted model, not a curated record